Mya arenaria is the source of this 2494-nucleotide messenger RNA. RefSeq names its product leucine-rich repeat-containing protein 74B-like. Bases 154 to 1998 code for a protein of 614 amino acids. Lineage: Eukaryota; Metazoa; Mollusca; Bivalvia; Myida; Myidae. Gene Ontology annotation, molecular function: calcium ion binding; protein binding. The record is from RefSeq and is a predicted model, not a curated record. The transcript is spliced from 15 exons.
GUUUACUUAACUCCAAACUGUUGACAGAUACAAUCAUGUAAAUCAGCUCUAAUUGGAAAUUUACACGCAACGAUCAACGAUAUGGAUCUCUUCAUUAUAAGCUAACACUUUUUCAAGUGCACAUUAUGGAGUUUAUUAUUACUUUCAAUAUGAAUGGCGCUAUCGCUGAAAAGUAAAUACCGGCCAGGAGGGGGACUUACGCAUUCGCCAAUUACGGAAAUGGAUGAAGACGUCGUAACGCCCGCUAGUGAGGGUCCUUACGUGACCAGAGAAAACACACGGUCUAGAGCGGAAGUGGGGGCGCUCGGGAUGGGCUCCAAGAAGGCGUCGCUGUACCUGAGUCGCACGGCGUCCCUCGUUCAGCCGGGAAGAGAGUCGAGGGCAAGCUCACGGUCGGGAACGCCUAAACAGGAGGACGCUUCUAGUAAAAAUGGUGAUAAGGACUCAAGUUCAGAUAAAACCAGUGUGUUCUCCUUGCAAAAAGAGUUUACUUUCACUGGAUACGACAUCAUGGCUGAUGUCGAACCACAACCCACUCAGCCAAAGAAAACCACAACCGAUGACUCGGACGAAGAAAAGUACAGACGAACGAACACAGACAGCUACCUGAACGCGUGCCGGAUGUUGGGUCAGGUUCCCGUCAACUACGUCGCCCGCCAUAUUAAUGACAAGAACAUGGUGAUGAAGAGCCAUCCGCUAGGUCCGCCUGGUACCAGAGCAGUCUGUAUAGCGCUUGUGAAUAAUCGUUUUGUCGAAAGUAUCGACUUUGAGGAUAACGACCUUGGAGCAGACGGCGCGGUCAGUGUCGCCGAGAUGCUUCGCGAUAAUGACGUCAUCACCGAAGUAAGGAUAGCAGAGAACCUUAUAGGAUCCCGAGGAGCGCACGCCUUUACAGAAUUGCUGAAGGAUGGCAAACAUCUUCACACCCUUGACAUCACAGGAAGUGGACUUGAGGAUUCUGAUUCCAAAUACGUAGCAGAUAUGAUAGAGUUUAAUCCCCAUUUAAGAGUGCUGAAUGUGAGCCACAACCGAUUAAGUGAACAUGGUGCAAUCGACAUUGGACGGGCCAUCGCAAUAAACGACACUCUACAGGAGCUGGACCUGAGUUGGAACCACAUCCGGGGCCAUGGAGCCACCGCCGUCUCUAUUGGUCUUCAGAGAAACGUAGCGCUUAAAAAGAUCAACCUGUCGUGGAACGGUUUCGCGAAGCAUGGUGCAGAAGGGCUAGGGCGUGCGCUCGCCGAGAACCGAACGUUACGGGAGCUUGACGUCUCCAACAACCGCCUUGGGAUGAAGGCCGUUCCGCUCCUCAUCAAAGGCCUCCAGGAGAAUGACGGCCUCGAUAUGCUCAGGAUCGGACAGAAUCCAUUCUCACCGGAAGUUGCCUAUGCAAUUUUAAAAGCGAUCGGAGAGUCAGAGAAAUGUGUUCUUACGAAACUUGACUUGUCUGACAUCGUGGUACGCACAGACUUCAUCAAGGAAUGGGACGAGAUUAAGUCAAAACGUCCCAUCCCGCUACGGAUUAUGUUCGGCGCAAUAGUCAAAAGCGUAACGGCCCCCGCGAAAGACCCGGAUGCGUUAGAUUGGCGAGACCCGGUGGUGCGUAUGUUCAAGUUUAUGCAUGACGAGGGAUACCGGGUGAUUGACCUACUUAAGAAGUGGGACAAGGACGGAAACUUCAGCGUUGACAGAGAAGAGUUUAAGCGAGGAUUUCAGGAAAUAAAGGCGGAUAUAGAUAACCAAACAAAAGAAAAACAGAAACAGGCGGAGAACAGUUUGCUAACAGCCGCCCAGUUAGACGAACUUGUUGACCGAUUAGACACAGACGGAGACGGUGAAGUAGACCUAGGGAUGUUCAGAAAACUGAUAAAGCGAGCUGCUAUCGGCGGAGAAGGACUUCAGAAGGAAGAUGCAUCUACGCAUCAGGAAGUUGGCGGAGAAAUCACGGACGGCAGCAGACAAAGUGGACUCCGUAAUCAACAAGCUGAAGAGGAUUGAAGAGCUAUGAGGAAAGUUAACUAGGUGUUUAAUUGGUGUAGACACUCGGGACACGGCCGGUCAUGGAGGCUCUGCCACACUAACACUAUGUGGAUUGAUCGUUGGACGAUAUUACAAAAGCGAGUUCCUGGUGUUUUUUUAAAAGCGCUGGAUCAUGUAUGCUUAGUCCCUGCCUUGACAGGAAUUAGAUUGUUUAACUUACAAUUUGCCAAUUCAUUAGUUACGCUGAACUGUUGGGGCAUUCUUAUAUCAGGAAUGACCAUUCACAUGUUUGAAGUUUGUGUCAUAUUGAGAUUACAAUUAACAUUUAAUGAGAUGCCAAAAUAUGGCGUACUGUGAUAUUAUUGUUCAAUAUUCACUACGUUUAGUCAUAAUAGUGAAAUAUAUUACCAUGUGUGAUAUUGAACUGUUGUCUAACUGCAUGUAUUUACAUUGAUGUAGCAAGAUAUUUUGUUUGAACAGUCUUUGGCUGAAAUCAUAAAUGACAUAAAUCAGA